AUGGGUGUGAUUUCAAGGCAAGUGUUCCCUGUUUGUGAAAGUCUCUGUUUCUUUUGCCCUGCAUUGCGUGCGAGAUCACGGCAUCCCGGUCAAAAACGAUACGACAGAGAGCUGCUCGCCGAGAUAUUUCCUCGGUCUCCGGAUGAAGAACCAAAUGAUCGUAAGAUCAGUAAACUAUGUGAAUAUGCCUCAAAAACUCCUCUUCGUAUCCCAAGAAAAUUAAAUGCUAAUAUGGGAUUAGUGUUACAGUACUAUGUGAUAAGAGGCAUCAUGUGUUUAGGAAUUCAGAAGUGA
This is a messenger RNA of Prunus armeniaca (apricot), 294 nucleotides long. The record is from the annotation of a GenBank genome assembly. NCBI's taxonomy places the organism in Eukaryota, Viridiplantae, Streptophyta, Magnoliopsida, Rosales, Rosaceae.